Ambispora leptoticha is the source of this 286-nucleotide messenger RNA. The record is from the annotation of a GenBank genome assembly. NCBI's taxonomy places the organism in Eukaryota, Fungi, Glomeromycota, Glomeromycetes, Archaeosporales, Ambisporaceae.
AUGGCAUGUCACUAUCGAUUAACUGCUUAUAUUGAAGUACUUGAUCAAAAUGCAAAUGAAUAUAACAAGUAUGUAAUAUUUUUAGCUUGUAUUGAGCUAAAAGAUCACUCUUAUGCUCUUGAAAAACAAUUUACAAAUACCAAAAAGCGUUGUAAAGAUCAUUUUAAAAAAUAUGACUUUUUCAAGCAAAAAUAUGGAAGAGAUGAAGCACAAGCGAUUUUAGAUGAUACAGAUAGUGAAAUAACAAUACAAAAAUGUCAAAGAAAGAGAGUUCAUAGACAAGAUG